GUAUCGAGUCGCCGCCGUCGCCGCCAUUCGAGCGGUUAGCGCCUGCGUACAUCUUGUUUACAACUGCGGAGCUUACCAUACACAUGACCUUUACAAGAUGGACAUGAGCGCCUAUUUAGCUGUCUAGGCGUGCGACGGAAAAAAAAGAGUUGAAGAUACAUAUGUGUCGUUAGUGAAGGUUGAUGUGCACGAAAGAAAACGCGGCGUCGAGUGAUCUUUAAUUCGGUUAUCAAAGAGGACAGUCGGAGCACACGUUCGUGAUCGCAAGUGACGCGGUAUUUGUCGCUCACACGCGGGCGGAAAGGGGAGAGAGGGAUGGUGGGUACGAAAGGAGACCCAAAUUUUUCACCUCAAGCAGAUGUGAUUGUGGUGAACAGAUUUCGCGUGUGCCUGAUCGAGAGUUCACAUUCACGAUACGUCGUGCAUGUUAAUACAAUGUUAACCACAUCGUGAAUUUCAUUUGUGUAUUUCCGCAAAGUGCUCGAUAUAUAUUAUAUAUAUUAUAUAUUAUAUAUAUAAGGGGUGUGGGAAGAGAAGUGCGUUCUCUCGCAUCGACCUGGAAUGCUGCCGUGUUUUGAUGUGCCUACUAUUGCGCAUGAAAAAAUUCUCCUGCCCUUGACAAUAGCCUAUUUACCCGAACCAGGCCGCCUUUAUACCGCGCUUACCAGUGAUAACAGGGGUUCAACCACCCACCUACGUGUGCAUCGCCUGUCCCACUCUCUUUUUCUCUACCUCUCUACGUAUUUCCUCUAAACGUAUAAGCAGCAAACGAACGAGUGGCCACGAGCGUGCGCGCGCGCGCGCGCACACACGCCUCUGCGUGUAUUGUGUACACGUGAAAACGCUCGCGUGUGUCUGUUCCUCUCUAUCGUCGUGUGUACAACCGUUUCUUUAUAUGUGCCCUGCCUGCCUCUGUGUACGUAUAUAUGCGCCAACCAUUCCUGGUGAACGCAAUAAAUUGCAUUAUUCUACGCGAUAAACAGGCACGCAAUUGCCUGAUUUUAGCUUCGGAUCAACAAUUCCUCCAGCUUUCUGUGUAAUUCUCCGAUCGAAGAUAUUCGCAGAUGCGAAAUAUGUAAAUGCUGGCGAAUGACUUGACUGUUCACUUCCGUGGAUUUUGUGCAAUCCCCGGCCCUGGGAUACCACGAGGAGCCCACGAAUCGUGGUAGGUGAAAUUAGACGAAACCGCGUGACAGGUGGAAUACAAAAUCCAAAUCGAGAAUCGUAAUCACGGAAAAAAAAUCUCACCAGGUGCACAGCUUUUACGUUUCAUCAAGAAAUUCUGUUUACAAAGUGUAUCGUUGUUUUCUUCUCGAAGGACCAAUCGUUCUUUUAAUUUUCUAACCUCGGUAAACGUGGCUAGUCGACGAUACAUGUUCGUCUGAAUCGCAUCAAAGAGACCAAUCCAUGCGACGCCCUUAGUACACACUGAGUGCACAUGCACUGUGGUGGCGUGUUAUUGCUUAUUUACCCCUGACACGUGCUUCCACCGUUGGCGUGCCUCGAGUACAACGAUAUCGACGACAACUUUUCCACGACAAAGGCAGCGGCGACGGACACGUUGCUUUGAAAGAAAAGAACAUGAACACGAUCGCGCACGGCUUUUCAAUGGUGUUGUUUUGAAUUUACCUUUACGUCGAUGAAAGCAAAUAAUAGUGCCGAUUGAGAUAUCUACGUAUGUGGUGUUCCUGCAGUGAAAAAAAAGACCGUGACGGAACUGCUAUUCUGACAACGUGGGUGGGAACGUGCAUUCUACCACAAUGAACUAUUGAUAUAGCGUGUUCGAGUAGAAGAUGUGCGUAAUGAAUUGAUUAUCCGUAAUCAUUUAUGUAUGUACUAUAUAAAUGGUACAAUAUAACGCGUCAAUAGAGAAGGCGCAAAACUUUUGGCGACAACGGCCUUUUUCGAUCGUCGCUGUGACGAUGUCUUCGAGCAGAAAUUUAGUCUCUCCCUCAGGAGGUCCCGUUGUUCUCUCCGGGCACGUGAAGAAGUUGAAAACUCAGAAGAAGAAAUUCUUCGUGCUGCGUGGCGAGGCACCAGGGUAUCCCGCGUGUCUCGAAUAUUAUGACAGCAAGAAGAAAUUUGAAAACAGGCAGCCACCGAAGCGUAGCAUUUUGUUGAACAGCUGCUUUAAUAUUAAUAGACGCAUGGACACCAAACACAAACAUGUUAUCGCAUUGUACACGAAAGACGAAUGCUUUUGCUUGAUUCUGGAGAGCGAGAAAGAACUGGAUGAAUGGCUGAAAGCCAUGCUUUUACUUCAGAGCGGAGAUGUAGCUGAUGGAGAGCAACCUCGGCCUAUAUUUGAACAUGUAUGGCAAGUUACAAUGCAGAAAAAGGGAUUAGGUGAAAGAUACAACAUUCAUGGCCCUUAUAGGCUAUGUUUAACUGAUCGAACAUUAAGUUUGGUGAAAAUUGGAGCAAAGGAUAAUUCAGACCCUAGUUUUCCUAGUUUUCUAGAUUUCCCGCUAACUCGUAUCAGAAGAUGUGGAUAUAUGGAACGUAUCUUCUAUAUGGAAGUGGGUCGUUCAGCUGUUACUGGUGGUGGUGAAUUGUGGAUGGAAGCAGAAGACAGUAACAUAGCAAAUAAUAUGCAUGAUGCUAUUAUGAAUUCCAUGAGCAAUUCGGGACCACGCGAAAGAGUUCAUAGUUCUUCUGCUGCUGAUGCCAGUGUAUCUAGACAUACUGGAUCAAGAUUCCAUAAUUCACCAUUAGUCGUUGCUGGUACCGGGGCUGGGAUUGCUGGGAUUGCCUCGACUAAUACCAACUGUGCCACUACCACUAGACGUCGUCAUUCGGUAGCGAGUCAUCCCCAAUCCGUCAAUAAUUCCCAAUCCGUUCAUGUUACAACAAUUACAACAACUACAACAACAACCACUACUAUUACCAUCACUACGACCGCUACCGUGACCACCACAACCACAACCGCGACAAUUUCCCAUCAGAGAACCUUGUCGCUGCCCUUAGCUGCCAUUAUCAAUCAAAUACAAUCAUCCAAAAGAUCAGUUUUACGCUGUACAAAUGUGCGUGACAGGUGUGACAGUUUGCCAUCGGGUCGUACCACCACCGAGAGUCAUCCAACGGUACAGAGUUAUCCUAGGAGUUCUCCUUUUGUACCUCACGUGUUGAGACCACAUUCUGUGUAUGUAAUGAAAGGAGUAUCCUACUCGCCACCGAUUACUUCGAUGCCUAUCAGUCCUGCUUCCGGCGCAUGUUCUACAGACUCUGCGGGAUCUUCCCUUUCAAUGGAUGAUGGUGGUGAAAAUGUAUUAGAAGAGGGUAUUGUUUCAAGAUACGGCCACUCUUUGACACCUGAUGAACCUGUUAUUUUAGAAGAGAAUGGUGAUGAUUACGCUCCGUGGUCUCACUCGCAUCAUAAAUAUUCACCAAAUUUCAAAUCGCAUUCUCCUUCUCAGCAAAGUUCCUAUAUAGAAAUGUGCAGCCCUUGUGGAUCAAGUCCUGGUCGUAGUGGAGCCUACAUGCCAAUGAAUUCAGGAACGGGAUAUUCGCAUUCACGUGGAUCUUCCCUUGUAGAGGAAUCAAACACCUUACCGGAAGGUUAUGUACCUAUGGCACCCGUUGGAAAUAAUGGAUAUGUCGACAUGGAUCCUUCACAUAAUCACAAUGGCCAUUUCUCUGAUGAUCUGUCCCACGGUGGCAGUAGCUGUUCCGUUACAUCUGGAACACCUAGUACAGAUUUACGAUUUUCUGAGUAUCAUUUAGAUAAAGUAACGAGUUUUCUCCCACCUGGAGAAGAUUUACAAGCUAGACCAGCAAGAGCCUAUUCCAUUGGAUCUCGGCCAGAACCUGUAAACAGGCAUCGUAAAAAUAGACUGGAUAUCACUCAACAAGAAACUAGUAGAGUGCGAGCGUUCUCUGUAGGUAGCAGAUCUAAAAGACCUGAAAUCGGGAGGUUAGCAAAUAUAGUCACUGCACCGUUACCAGUUGGUUGUGAAAGCACGACCUCGAAUAAGUCGAAUUCAGCACCGUUAUUGUCGAGCUCUUGGGGACACAAUUCCGGUUGUUCUUUAACGUCUGAACGGAUGGAAGACCUAAUGGAAUUGGACUUUACGAAACCUAGUAUUUCAACAACCUUUAACUCACCUCCUUCAUCUUAUUCGCAGUCGCAAUCUCAAUCACAUUCGUAUUCUACUGCCACCGAUAUCAGUUCCUACGUUGAUAUGUCUCCUGGACAACCGCCAUCGACGACCACUGCCCCAUACGUCGAUAUGACCCGCAUAAAUAAGAUUAAUCGUAAUAACAAUAAUAAUACAAUCACUGCCAAUCAGAAUCAUAGUCACGUACAUGUAUCGUCCUCUGCUUCUAUACAUAAACCUGUAAUUACUACUUUGAAGCCAGUGGAAGAAGCAGAAGGACCAUACAUGAGAAUGGAUGGUAUAAUGGAGGAUUGGUCACAAUCCAAUGCAAGCCCUAAACAAAUUUCCUCGCCUAUGCAAGAGGAAUGUGUGCAAUCAAAUGGACCGCCAGGAGCAACCAGAACAGCACCAGUCGACCUUCCACGGCGCCCACCUGCCGACUAUGUUGAUAUGAGUUUUAAAUCGAGAACAAGUUUAGAGCAAGAUUACAUAAAUAUGAAUAUGAGCAGUCGAAACAGUCGUAAACCAAUAGCAACACGAACUGGUAGUCGAAAAGAAAAAUCUCGUUCGCAACCAAUUGCGAUCCAAGCGGGAAAUAAACCCAUAAAAACGCCUAGUUUCUUACCUCUAAACGGAAGUCCGGAAUCAGAAAGUUUAGCAAGUACACCCGCGACACCGCCACGAGCAACUCCAACAGGUUCCUCAGCGACUAUUUUCCCAUUUUCCUUGAACAGUCCACAAUCACCAGAGAAAUCAUUCACUCAUCAAAAGAAUACUGACGAAUCUUCACAACUGAAUAUUACUUCUAAACGUAGUACGAUUGUGGAAACUACGAAUAGCAGAGUAAGCACGGUCAAUUCUAUUUUUGUAACGGAGGCGAAUAACACUUUGCCGAAAGUAAUUAAUGAUAGACCGUCUAGUCCUACAAGGAAGGAUAGUCAAGUUAGCCGCGUAAUAUCAAACAACUCGUUGACCUCGCAAGAUAAUACGUUGAACACUGUAACGAAAAAGUUUUCCGAUUUAAACGUAUCAUCGAAGCCACGUUUGAUCACUGCAUCUCCAAACACCAGCCCGACGUUAUCUGGUUUUAAACCAACCGUCGAAAAACAACCCACGUCUCCCAAAAUACCAGAUGAAACGCCAACGCCCACACCUACUGCUAUGUCAAGUCCAUUAGAAAAGGAGAAUUUUGAUAAGGUGCAACUAGAUACGGAAGUUUUGCACUACGCUAGUCUAGAUCUUCCUGAGGUUGUUAAUGCGGUACCUAUUUCGUCAGCGUCACAAGAAGGCUUCAAUUAUGCUAAAAUUGAUUUCGCUAAACUUAAGCAAAAUUAAACGGCCAUUAUUCGAAAUACACGAAUGGCUGCAUCAAUAUUAUAUGUAUAUGCAUCACGUGUCGUAAAAUGAUAUAUCGAUUUUCUUCAUUGACGAAUAUCAACGGGACAAUCGAUCGUUCUAACAUUGGUCGAGCUGAAUUGAUAAAUCAGUUUUUAAUUGAAUUAGGGUGCUGGAUAUAAAGUAUAAGUAGACAAGUUUUGUUUCUUUAUUCUUAAAUUUUAGAUUGAAAUCAUUUUAUUCGUUGUACGUUUCUGGCUAUGCCAAAAAGGCAAAGGAUACAGUUUGUAUACAAUUUGUAGUCUUUUUAUUGAGCAUAACAAUUAUGGAGAAUAUUGUUGUAAGUUAAUCUCUUUUCGAGCUUAAGAACGUAUUUGUACAUUAUCUUCCAUUAUUUUAUGAUUUUUGAAACGUGUAAAUUAUUUUCUUUGUUUUUCAUUUUUUCUUAUUC
Messenger RNA from Frieseomelitta varia, 5883 nucleotides. RefSeq names its product insulin receptor substrate 1 (gene chico). Bases 1845 to 5432 code for a protein of 1195 amino acids. Gene Ontology annotation, molecular function: phosphatidylinositol 3-kinase binding; insulin receptor binding. The record is from RefSeq and is a predicted model, not a curated record. Gene Ontology annotation, biological process: insulin receptor signaling pathway. NCBI's taxonomy places the organism in Eukaryota, Metazoa, Arthropoda, Insecta, Hymenoptera, Apidae. Gene Ontology annotation, cellular component: plasma membrane; cytosol. The transcript is spliced from 9 exons.